CUUCCAGUCUCUGCUCUCCGUUCUGACAGCAGCGGGUCUUCAUCACGCCAAGCCAGGACUAAGACUGGUUCUGACUCUAGGCGGGGCUAGGCCUAAAGCCUCCAAGGGAGGGGGCAAAAUUAGAGGUGUGAGAAAAGAAAGGAGGAGGGGGGCAUUAGUUUCUUGGACAAGUCUUUCUGCCCCACUGUCAGGUAGUUGAGACUCCCUUUGCCCAAACCGGUGGUAGACAUGGACAUGGCAGACUACAGCGAGGCUCUGGACCCGGCCUACACCACGCUGGAGUUUGAAAACAUGCAAGUGCUCCCCUUGGGUGCAGAUUCCUCGCCGGCUGAAAGUGCUAACAUGAACGCCACGGGCCACCUGGCAGCAGGCAGCUUGUGCGCCAUAUGUGGUGACAGAGCAACGGGGAAGCACUACGGGGCGUCCAGCUGCGAUGGCUGCAAGGGCUUCUUCAGGCGCAGCGUCCGCAAGAACCACAUGUACUCUUGCAGGUUUAACAGACAGUGCAUUGUAGACAAAGACAAGAGAAACCAAUGCAGAUACUGCAGAUUGAAGAAAUGCUUCAGAGCUGGCAUGAAGAAGGAAGCUGUACAGAACGAGAGAGACAGAAUCAGCACCAGGCGGUCCAGCUAUGAAGACAGCAGUCUCCCGUCUAUCAACGCACUCAUCCAGGCAGACGUUCUAUCAAGACAGAUCACGUCGCCUGCGCCCAUACUGAACGGUGACAUAAGGACCAAAAAGAUUGCCACCAUCACGGACGUCUGUGAGUCCAUGAAGCAGCAGCUGCUGGUUCUGGUGGAGUGGGCUAAGUACAUCCCAGCUUUCUGCGACCUUCCCCUGGACGACCAGGUGGCGCUGCUGCGAGCUCAUGCAGGAGAGCAUCUGUUGCUUGGUGCGGCCAAGAGGUCCAUGCUCUACAAAGACAUCCUCUUAUUAGGAAAUGAUCACAUUAUUCCCAGAAACUGUCCAGAGUUGGAGGUGGGAAGGGUAGCAGUGAGGAUUCUGGAUGAGCUGGUGCUUCCCUUUCAAGAGCUCCAGAUAGACGACAACGAAUACGCCUGCCUGAAGGCCAUCGUUUUCUUCGAUCCAGAUGCAAAAGGCCUGAGUGACCCAGGGAAGAUCAAGCGGAUGCGGUACCAGGUCCAGGUCAGCCUGGAGGACUACAUCAACGACCGGCAGUACGACUCCCGGGGCCGCUUCGGGGAACUCCUCUUGCUCCUGCCGACGCUACAGAGCAUCACCUGGCAGAUGAUCGAGCAGAUCCAGUUUGUAAAACUCUUUGGCAUGGCCAAGAUUGACAAUCUGCUGCAAGAAAUGCUUCUUGGAGGUUCGGCUAACGAAGCUCCACAUGCGCCGCACUCUCUGCACCCUCAUCUGGUCCAGGAGCAUCUCAGUAGCAACGUCAUAGUGACCAGCAACAUGCCAACGCCAAUCCACAAUGGUCAAAUCUCCACUCCUGAAACCCCGAUCCCGUCCCCGCCCACCGCCUCUGGAUCAGAACAUUACAAAAUACCCCAGGGCGUCAUAGCGACGGUGCCCAAGCAGCCGACCUCCAUCCCUCAGCCGACCAUCACAAAGCAAGAGGCCAUAUAACAAAAGCUUGAAUCCUUCUUCUUUCUGUUUUUUUAUAUUGUGAAAAGUUCAUACAGUCUGCAUUAACAUGCUGUCAAAUUCAAAGUUGCUAAAUAAAUGUAAUGUAAUUUCAAGCUCCUUAUAAAUAGCCUUCAGGGACAUAUUUGUAUAUAAAACGCAGCUGCGGUUGAGCUCCACGGCUCAUAAAUCUACCUGCAACGUAAUUUUCCACUGCUGUAAACGUUCCUCGUUAUCAGGUAACAUUGCGCAAAAACACUGAAUCUUACCAAGUAUUUUAGCUACUUUUAGUGCAAACAUCUUAUCAUACUUAAAAACUUAAACGUAAUCUUUUAGGAGUUUGUUCUAAGUCAAUUCCUAAGUAUUGAUGAAAAAGUAUUAGUUCAACUAAGAAGGUUUUUCUAACUUCUAAAAAUACAUUUUCAAGUGAAAUAAUACGCCAGUGAAACUGAAUUUUUAUCAAUAUUAAGGAAUUAUUGAUUUAAAACAAGCUUUUAUAUCUUGCAGAAAAGUUGCAUUGAAGUUAAUACACUUGAAAUAAAACAAAGCUAAGAUAUUUGCACUAGAAAACAAAUCAGAAAUACUUUGAGAUUUGGUGUUUUUGCUGCUAAUGAUUUUCCAAUUAGUAAUUAUAAUAGUUCACAGCAAAAAAACUAAAUCUUACCAAGUACUUUUGGUUUAAUUUUUAGUACAAAUAUCUUAGCACACUUGAAGUGAGACAAGAUAACUUAGAAGUAACUUUUCAGCAAAAUUUCUUCUACUAGCUGAUUAUUUUAUUUACAACAGAACAUUUUUCCUGUGAAAUAAUCUGCUAGUGGAGCCAGUAUUCUACAUCAAUAUUCAAGAAUUACUGAAUCAAAACAAGUUCUUUUCAAUAUGUUUAGUUAGUUUUGUCUUAUUUCAAGUGCAGUAAGAUAUUUUAAAUAAAAACUGACAAAAAAACUUGGUAAGAUUAUGAUAUUGCAGUUCAGCGAGGCUCAUGUUUUAUGCAGCAACGUGAUCAUGCGAGUAUUUUACGAAUGUUACAACAAGCCUUACAUUUUUAUACAUUUAAUGUAGCAUGGUUCUGUUUAUUGGUGAUAAAUAAGAAGCUGAAGGACAGCCCUUUUAGGUUUCUUUAAAAAUAUAUUUUUUUAAUUUAUGCACUGCUACAUGCAUAUUCACGAGAGAAAUCGAAAGAGGAUUUUGUAAAUUUAGACCCGAGAUGACCAAGCUUGGCACGCAGUUUCCCUACGAUGUUUUGUGUUUGUUUUACAAAAAACAGAAAAAAAGUAAAUAUAUAUACAUAUAUAAAUAUAUAUAUGUAUUGUAUUUUUGUUUAGUUUUUGUCACUGAUGAAAUGUGCCUUGUAACCCGUACUGCCUUACAAACCAGGAAAGGUUUACCUUACAAUGUGAAAAUGACUGAAUAAAUCUUAUCGUCUAUUUUUACAUCA
Molecule: messenger RNA, 3025 nt
Organism: Poeciliopsis prolifica (blackstripe livebearer)
Lineage: Eukaryota; Metazoa; Chordata; Actinopteri; Cyprinodontiformes; Poeciliidae
Gene: hnf4a
Product: hepatocyte nuclear factor 4, alpha
Exons: 10
Coding region: 229-1593 (454 amino acids)
Biological process (GO): cell differentiation; anatomical structure development; positive regulation of transcription by RNA polymerase II
Molecular function (GO): zinc ion binding; RNA polymerase II cis-regulatory region sequence-specific DNA binding; nuclear receptor activity
Source: RefSeq, a predicted model, not a curated record